This is a messenger RNA of Prorocentrum cordatum, 642 nucleotides long. Lineage: Eukaryota; Dinophyceae; Prorocentrales; Prorocentraceae. The record is from the annotation of a GenBank genome assembly.
AUGUUCACAGACGGCCGUUGUCAGCUGGCAUGCCCUUGCCAGACACCUGAACAGCAGCAAAGUGAUAUGGCGAUGUUCCAGGAGAUUUUCGGCGCGGGUGGCCAUUUCCCUUUGUCCAACUUGGCGUGUGUUGGCGUAGAAGUCCAGGUUUCAGAACGGAACAAGAUCAAACUGGAAAUUGUUAUGGGUCCUGUCUUUUCUUUCACGGCAGCAGGAUGUGCCGAUGUAUUGAAGGCGUUUCCAAUCCUUCCCGCUCCUCCAUUCUUCGGUGAAGUCACAAUCGCGGGCCAGAUUUUGGUUGACGUAUUAGAGUUUGACGCUCUCGAUCCAAACUCUAGCGUGUGCUUGGUUGGUUCGGCCUCGCUAGAAUUUGAUUUCGGCGUCGAUCUCUGGAUCAUUCAGAUUAGUUUGCUGAAGGCGGGGUUGGAGGUCGGUGUCAAAUACGACCCGAACAUUCCAGGCUGCGCUGCAAUCGUAUACGGGACUAUCUUUGUUCAGUUUCUGAUCCUCAAGUUGUCAAUGCAGCUUCGGUACCACACAGAGCUUCAGGACUUGAGUUUGCACCUGCACGUGUCGGUUAACAUCAAGAUCUUGUUCUGGUCUAUCACAGAGGAUAUCGGGUCAUGGAGGCUGAUCGGAUGA